Trypanosoma brucei brucei TREU927 is the source of this 393-nucleotide messenger RNA. RefSeq lists its product as hypothetical. NCBI's taxonomy places the organism in Eukaryota, Euglenozoa, Kinetoplastea, Trypanosomatida, Trypanosomatidae. The transcript has a single exon. The record is from RefSeq and is a predicted model, not a curated record. Bases 1 to 393 code for a protein of 130 amino acids.
AUGAGGUACAUGGUUUUUGCUGCCCUUUUGCUUUUGGUCCCUUUCCUACAAGUCACCGAGGGGUUGUCGACUAUCAAGACUCGCCCUCAAGGUCCUUACUGUGGUGAUUACUUUUCCAUAGUGGAGGGCCGAGUUGACUUUCCCGUCGAUUUGGAUACGUUUGACAUAUCUCUUACGAUUUCCGGGGAUGUAGAGGAGUGUAAGAAUGAGCCGUACGUAUAUGACGAAGUAUCUGGCAAUGUUGAACUGACGAAUGCACAAGACCCUGGAGACUGCCUUGGUAGCAUAUUGCGAAGGAAUCAACUGACGCUCAUGGUCACCUACCACCCCGAUGAUGACAAAAUUUCAUUGGACUUUGGCAUCGCCGUGGUGAACCUUUCCCCUUGCCCCUAG